This is a messenger RNA of Paramecium octaurelia, 660 nucleotides long. Lineage: Eukaryota; Ciliophora; Oligohymenophorea; Peniculida; Parameciidae. The record is from the annotation of a GenBank genome assembly.
AAUCAAUGUAUGACUGGGAGAAUGAAGAAAGACAAGAUAAUAAUUUUAAUAAAAUAGAUUCGAAUAAUGAAGAUGAACAAUACUAAUAUACUUCAAAUGAAAUAGUCCCUCCUUUGAAAACAUAUAUUUCAAAUGAAUAAGCCAACAUGACUUAAUUUCGAUUUUACACUCUAAUAAACAAAGAAACCAAUUCUAAAAAUAUUCCAAAAACAUUUGGCAACAAUUUCAAAAAGUUUAUGGACAAUGUCUCCUCAAUGGAUGGAAAGUAAAAAACUCACCCUCCAUUCCCAUUAUAUAUGGAAAGAUUUUUAAAUAAAAAGACUAAAGGAAAACAAUCAACUUACACACUUAAAGAUUUUAAGGCUUUAUUCAGCAAUGAAAUAUGUAGAAAAUGGUUUUAAUUUUACAUGGAGAAUUGUGCCUUUUUAGAUUUGAUAUAAUCCAAUAGAAUAGAAAAUGUAGAUGAAUAUAUACUAGCUAUUGAAUAAUAUUUAGUCGGUGCUUAAGAUCCAGACAACUUUUUAUCAUAAAGAAAAUUAAAAAAAAAAUAGGCAGCCAAAUUGUAAAAGAUAUCAAUGAAAUUGGAUGAAGUAGCAUAUGAUUACGAUUCUAAUAUUCAACUCAUAAGCAAUAAUUCUAAUUAUGACAAUUGAAUUGGAG